AUGCAAUCGGCAGCAUACCUCGCUGCCAUCGGAGCCAUGUUGGCUGCUGUCAAGGCUGAUUCGGGAGUAGGACAGCCUGGUUAUUGCAAAGAUGAUUCGUCCUGUGAAGACAACUACGUGUGUAUUAGUGUCCAGACGACACGGUCGGGUAUUGAGAACGUCAAGCAAUGUCUACCUUAUAAAACCCAAGGUGACGUAUGUUCUGGCACGUUUUCGGGACUUUGUCCAUCCUUUUCCACGUGGAAAACUGCCUUUCAGUCAAUCAGUAGUGUCUGUGCCUAUCAGUUACCAUCUGGUUCCGACAAGUGUCUUAAGGACAAAGAGUCUGGCUCGACGGAUGGUUACGUGUCAUGCGUAACCAUUACGGAAACAGUCAAGACUAAAACCAAGAAUUUUGGUGUCAUUUAUGGCUGUGUGGACUUUGAUGGGAGCAAUCUCUUGUACCUGAAAGAUUCAGACAAUUGGGACUUGUCAGCUCAGAUGAAUUACUCGGCUGUAAUCAAUGAAGGAUGUGUGAACCCCAACAAUGGAGAGAAUUCGGACGUUGUGUGUUCUGGACGUGGUACCUGUUCUCCUCGCUCUUCGGGUGGUAUUGACUUUGCAUGUCGCUGCAAUGUCGGAUACAAUGGCACGUACUGCCAAAAGAUCGUGUCUAACAAGUGUACACUUGAGUCACAAUGCCAGGCUGGUACAUGCAACCUCAAGACUCAAGAGUGUGAGUGUGAUCCUGGUACCACUGGUGAUCAGUGUGCGUACUGUGACCCUACGUCACCGAAGGCUUGCGGUGGCCACGGCAAGUGCAUUGCUGCAUCCAGUAAGUCUUCCGGCUCACUUGCUGCUGCUGGCUCCACCGCUGACAUGAAAAGUGGCUCCAUGGCUGACAUGAAAACCGGCACCAACUCUGACAUGAAAACCGGCACCAGCUCUGACAUGAAAACCGGCACCAACUCUGACAUGAAAACCGGCACCAACUCUGACUUGACGGCGGGUUCUACUAAACCUGACCAAGCGGACAAUGCGGGUGAUAAUGCGGGCCAAGUCGCCGAUGUGGAUAGUAGUGCGGUCUCAACGGACAAUACGAACUCGGACACCUCGACUCGUUUCCUGAUGGAGAUGGCGGACGUGACUUUGUCCUCUAGUAGCGAGAGCAUGAACAUCUGUGAAUGUGAGAGCGGCUACACUGGUGACCAGUGCACACGUAAAGUGGAAUCGGACUCCAAGGGCAGCAGCAGUAAGCCCAAAGAGGGCAAGUCCAGCGACGCGGCGUCUGUGGCCACCUCUUUCGUCCUUGUGGCUUCGGUCUUCGUGGUCGCUUUCUUGAACUAG
Molecule: messenger RNA, 1326 nt
Organism: Peronospora farinosa
Lineage: Eukaryota; Oomycota; Peronosporomycetes; Peronosporales; Peronosporaceae
Source: the annotation of a GenBank genome assembly